Molecule: messenger RNA, 4148 nt
Organism: Ruditapes philippinarum (Manila clam)
Lineage: Eukaryota; Metazoa; Mollusca; Bivalvia; Venerida; Veneridae
Exons: 1
Coding region: 40-2133 (697 amino acids)
Source: RefSeq, a predicted model, not a curated record
AACUUUAUAUUAUUUUAGAACAUUAAUGAUAUUUUCAGAAUGUAUCAAGUACCAAAUUACACACAGACUGUGUCAAUGAAGCUAUCAGAGGUUCUGGCUGAUAUAGGUGUUAAUGAGAGAAUAGUGAUGAAAACGAGAAGAACAUGGCUUCUGUUUGAAUCAAUAACAAAUAUAAAUGACCAACUACUUGAUGAAAUUGAUAAAUUAACAUUCUUUUUUGGAAGCAGAUCAGAAUGUACAACAACAAUUGGAAUGAAUUCAGACAUAGAUCAACUUAUAUGCUAUAAAGAAAUCCCUGUAAUACAAGACUGGAGUGACUGGAUACCUGGUUUACAUAAUUGUUUGAUGAUUCAAGAUGAUUCUGUAUCUCCUGGAUAUUGUUUACUUCAAUGUCUGAGAUCUGAUGCUCCUCUUCCUGCUGAUGGUGAAUCUGACCAAUUCUUGUUCAAGGAUAGACAUGGAAGAUUACUUUAUAAAAAUUCUAUAGUAUCUAUAUCAAAAAUAGACGGUUUAGAAGUACAUGGGCCAGCACAAACCAGAAUAGGACAACAAGGCUACUCUGAUAUAGAUCAUGUGUUUGCUCUACAUUGUACAACAUGGCCGCAACAAGCUAGACGAUGGUUGGAUCAACAAGGUGAAGGUCAGUGGCCUUCUGCUGGAAUGAAACAAUAUUGCAGCAGAACUGGAUGCUUUGUCGUUUGUAUUGGAUGUAGUGGCAGUGAAAAUGAGCAACUUGAAUGGAGAAUAUCAACAUCUUUAGCUGAAAGAUGUUUAAUUUUCAACCUGAAUAUUACACAGAUUCGCUGUUAUGUGUUGAUGAAAAUCAUUUUAAAAACAUUUAUUAAUCCAUUCUAUAAAGAUGUUAUUACAAGUUUUAUGUGUAAAACUGUACUCUUCCACUGUAUUUCCAAAACAGGUUCUAAAAUCUGGAGAGAAAAUAACUUACUUUCUUGUCUAUCACUCUGUUUAUAUCUCCUGUACAAUAAUAUCAUUAAUGAACAUUGUCCACAUUUUAUCAUACCUGGGAACAAUUUAAUGAGGGGAAAGAUUUCACCUGCAGUCAAACCAUAUAUCCUGGAAAUACUCAACAAUAUCAUCUUCAGUGAAGGAGUGGCACUUCUUGGGAUUAAAUGUGAUCAUCUUGGCUCCAAGCUUCAUGACAAGUUUUAUAACUUCUGUCGAAUUAAGACAAGUGAUUUCAUUUCAGGAUUACUAUUUGUGGAUAUGGCUUUAGCUAUAUCUGGGAAACUGGUACUUAUUUACAAUCAUCUUAAGGACAGUAGUCCUAAUAAAACUGUAGAAAUAUUCAAGAAAUAUUUAUCAAAGACAGUUAACUGUAAAUAUGAAGGUCUUGAUAAGACAGCCAGUCAUCUUACGACACCAUGGUAUUGUACAACACUUGGAUCUGUACUGGCUUCACUCAACAUCUAUCAGCACAACACUGUAUCAGCAGAUGCCCUCAAACUCAUCUCACUUGGUCUGAAUACAGAUGUUGCAUCAAAUAAACUGAAACUAGCCUCAAUCUUAUACUGUGUUCAAGAAAUACAAAAAGCUGACCUGGUUCUCAGUGAGAUUGAAAGAAGAUAUGAUCUACAUAUUGUUGAGCCUGUCUGUUGUUGUUAUUUUUAUGAGAAGGAACUACCAAGACAAGGAUUCUUUGAAUUAUGUGACAAUCAUAAUGAAGAAGUCAUACGAUAUACAACAGCAUCAUGUGUUACAUUUCUGCCAUGUGAAAUUCACUGUGUACCAGCUGAACUCAGAUAUGAAAUGUUUAGAUCUACACAAGAGGACAGAAUGGUUCGCACUAGAAAUGACAACGAUUGGAUGGAUUUUGCUGUGGUGGAUUCCCUCCCUUACCUCUACUUUCUACAAUACAAAAUUAACAACCAUCUUGGGAGACAUGAUGAAAAACAAGCUGCUCUAUUUAAACUUAUCCGAACCAUAAAAGAGGAACCAAACCUUGGACAUCGGGAAACAGCCCUAAAUAUUCUCGGAAAGUGUAUGGAACAAGAAGGUAGAGCUGGAGACGCGUUACAGUGUUACUUGAUGUCACUUAAUCUAAGGGGAAGAAACAAUGCUGCAAAGAUUCAUAUCGCCACACUCCUAUCUGUAUUUAUAAAUGCAAGGACAUAAAAGGUACGACAAAUCGUGAAAAAGCAGGACAGUAAGAAAGAAAUGAACAAGCUAUAAUUUGUAUUCCUGCGAAACAUUUUUUUCAAAUGAUAUGAUCCAAGCUAUCGAUCAUACCAGCAAUAUCAACUUUGAUUAUACCCUUAACAAAACAAUGACCUUAUACAUGUUCAUCAAGAUACUUUGACAUGUUAAAUUUGGUUUCAACCCUGAAGACAUAAAAUUCUUCUAGAGUAUUUGAAAACCAGGCAGGAGUGUGUGCCCAUAUCAUCACCUAGAAUUUGGCCUGUAUAGUAACAAGGAAAAUAGUACAUACAUUCGUAUGUAAUAUAAGUAUAUUGCAUACUAACUUCUGUAAAAACUUUUUAUGCUUGAUGUAUGAAAGAUGUUAUAUUAAAUGAAUAACAUGUCAACAGAUAUUUUAUAUUUGUAAACAUAAUCAAGGAAAUCAAUAUAUAAAUAUAUAUAUAAAAAAAAGCACAGCCAAUUUACUGCUUUAAAACAAACUCGCAAAUUACACAUCUUCCACUGAACAGAACAUAUGAAAAUAGUGCAAAGCAACAGAAAUGAAAAUAUAAAUAAUACAACCUCAUUUUCCCGCAUAAAUAUCUUUGUUCUAUGAACUUAUAAAUCAGGUCACCAGUUUAUUAAAAACAUAGCUAACAUUGACACAAUCUGUCUAUGUUUGAAUGCUCUCGGAAAGGUGAGCAUAUACAUUUGUUGUCGCUGCUUUGUCCGUCUGUCCGCUUUUUGUCCGGAACAUAUCUCUGAAACAACAAAAGGUAUCAGCUUGAAACUUUGUAGGUAGAUAGGUCUCAUUGUGUAAAUGCACAGUGCACAAGAACUAUAACUCUGCCUUGCCUAAUUUUGGAGAUAGUGUCCUUUGUUCAUUUUUACACUUUGAACUUUGUCUGGGACAUAACUAAAACUAUAAGAAAUAUAAACAUGAAACUUUGUUGGUAGAUAGAUCUCAUUGGUUAGAAGUACAGUGCAAAAGAACCAUAACUCUGCCUUGCCAAGUUUUGGAGUUAUUGCCCUUUGUUCAUUUUUAGGCUUUGAACAUUGUCUGGAACACAACUCUAAAAUUUUAAGAGAUAUCAACAUGAAACUUUGUAGGUUGAUAAAUCACUUUUGGUAGAAGUGCUAUAAAAAAUAACCGUAACUCUGCCUUGACAAAUUUUGGAGUUAUUGCCCUUUGUUCAUUUUUACACUUUGAACAUUGUCCGGAACACAACUCUAAAAUUAUAAGAGAUAUCAACAUGAAACUUUGUAGGUUGAUAAAUCACAUUUGGUAGAAGUGCUAUAAAAAAUAACCGUAACUCUGCCUUGACAAAUUUUGGAGUUAUUGCCCUUUGUUCUUUUUUUUUCACUUUGAACUUUGUCCGAAACAUAGCUCGAAACCAUAAGAGUUAUCAACAAGAAACUUUGUAGAUAGAAAGAUCUCAUCAAAAAGAAGUGCAGUGCAAAAAAAACGUAACUCUGCCUUGUCUAAUUUUGGAGUAAGUGCCCUUUGUUCAUUUUUACAUUUUGAACAUUGUCCAGGACAUAGCUCUGAAAGUAUAAUAGAUAUGAGCAAGACUUUGUAGGUAUAAAGAUUUCAUUGGGCAGAAGUGCAGUGCAAAAGAACCGUAACUCUGCCUUGCCUAAUUUUAAAGUUAUUGCCCUUUGUUCAUUUUUACACUUUGAACAUUGCCCGGGACAUAACUCUGAAACUAUAAAAAAUAUAAACAUGAAACUUUGUAAGUAGAUUGAUCUCAUUUGGUAGAAGUGCAGUGCCAAAGAACCAUAACUUUGCCUUGUCUAGUUUUGGAAAUAUUGCCCUUUGUUCAUUUUUACACUUUGUAGGUGGAUAGAUCUCAUUGGGUAGAUGUGCAGUGAAAAAGAACCAUAACUCUGCCAUGCCUAAUUUUGUUAUUAUUGCUCUUUGAACUUUGUCCGGGACAUAACUCUGAAACUACAAAAGGUAUACUUUUCUGUGUCCAAAUCCUAUUUGGGGAGCAUCACCCGGUUGAACCGGC